AUGGAAAGCGAACUUGAACAUACGGAAGCGGUUUUUGUCCUGGAAGAGGACAUCAGUAAAGUCGAUUAUCAGCAUCGAUUUAGUAAUGGUGAUGAUGUCAUCUUUCAAUUAGCCGACGAAAUAUAUCGAUGUUAUCAACAAGAAGCCAAAAAAUAUUCGAUUUCGGGUGACUUAAAAACAGCAGAAAUCAAAAGAAAUGUAUCGAAUAAAAUUCAUGAAGAGUUGGGAAAAGUAUACAGCUCAGCCUUAAGAAUGAUAGCACCAUCACAACAUCCAUUAAUGCAUAAAAAGACUUGUCCGACUCAAAUAACAAAUAAGUAA
Messenger RNA from Adineta steineri, 321 nucleotides. Lineage: Eukaryota; Metazoa; Rotifera; Eurotatoria; Adinetida; Adinetidae. The record is from the annotation of a GenBank genome assembly.